Messenger RNA from Pelagomonas calceolata, 3614 nucleotides. NCBI's taxonomy places the organism in Eukaryota, Pelagophyceae, Pelagomonadales, Pelagomonadaceae. The record is from the annotation of a GenBank genome assembly.
GACCGACUCCGGGACCGAGACGACGCGGCGCCGCGCGCAACGAACGAGUAGCCAAACACAGCGCAACGCAGCACAGCGCAUUCGUUUGAUACGUGCGCGCUGCUCCACGACAGAUUGUGCGUUCGCGCCGUCUGCAGCGCUCCCUGAGGCGCUAAGUGCAUAUCAGCCGCGCUGCCGCUAAGCGGCGCGAACACGUACGCCGCGCACACGUGGACGCGCAGUACUAAACCAUGGCCAAAUUCCAGCUCCCCACGUCCACAAAAGGCGGCAGCAAGGGCUUCGCGCCGCCGCGCAAGACCGCGACGAAGACCGCGCCGCGCCCGAAAGCUAGACCUUUGGCGCCCGCGCGCUUCGAGUCGAAGCCGCCGCCGCCGCCUCCCACAGACCCCGUGGGCGCCUGGGCCUGCCUCUACGCGAAGAAGGGCCCCAAGAAGAAGAUCACGUGGCUCGACGGGGAAGUCGUGCGCGAGCCGUACCCCGGCAACAUGCACCGCGUCAAGCUCAUCGACGCGGACACGAAGGCCCAGGUGACGUCCACCACGAAGCCGGCGUCCUUGGCGCCCUUCGAGGUCGACAAGGACGACGAGACGUGCUUCUCCGGUUAUAGAUUACAAAUCACGGCGCGGUUGAGAGGAGGCGGGCCCGCGGCCGCGCCGGCGGCGCCGCCGGCGCCGGCCCGCCCGGCGCCGCGCGCGCCCGUCCGCCCGGCGCCGCCGCGGCCGAAGCCGCGGCCGGCCCCGGCGCCGGCGCCGGCUCCGCCGGCGCCGAGCGGCCGCGCCGCCGAGGUCGGCGCCUGGGCUUGCCUCUACGCGAAGAAGGGCCCGAAGAAGCGCAUCACGUGGAUCGACGGCGAGGUCGUCCGGGAGACGUACCCCGGCAACCAGCACAAGCUCAAGCUUUUUGAUGCGGCGACGCGCGUCAUGGUCUCGGGCGCGACGGUGCCGGCGGCUUUUCGACAUUUCGAGGUCGACGACGACGACGAGACGGCCUUCGGCGGCUACCGGCUCCAGAUCACGGACCGGCUGCGCGGCGGCCUCGCGCCCUGCCCCGCGCCGCCCGUGCGGCGCGGCGUCCCCUGGCCUUCGCUUGCGAGACGCGUUGACGGUGGCGCGUCGAUGGCGUGGAGGCUCGCGUCGACGGCGUUGAGGCGUCGGCCACGCCAUCGCCGCGACGCAUCGACACAAAACCCAUCUCCACACAGGCGCCGCCGGCGCGGCCCGCGCCACCCACGCAACAAGCGCCCGCGCGGCGGGGCCCGCCGCCGGGCUGGGGCGCGACGCCGCCGCCCGUGGCCCCGCGGGCGCGCCGCCCGCGUCCCGCCAGCACGCCAUCGCCGCAACCCGCCACGCGUCAACACACAGGUCCCCGCCCCGAAACCCCGGAGCGGCCCGCCCGCGAACUGGGCCUCAACCACCACAGUCGCGCCGAAGCAAAAAACGAAGAGACCCUCGACGAAGAUGCACGACGGGCCCGUGACUGAUUUCGUCGUCCUAGAUCAACCGAGAGUUGCACUACGAGGCCCCGUCGCGCGGAAAUUGCGACCGCACCAACGGGACGCCGUCAAGUUUUUGUAUGGCUGUCUAUCGGGAAGGCAACCUGAGAGAAGAGAAGGUGCUAUACUAGGCGACGAGAUGGGCCUGGGGAAGACCCUCACCACUCUAGCAUUGUUGCGAACUUUGGUGAAAGCAGCAGGAAGUUGCCAGAACGACGACCACGGUUUGCAGAAGAUCCGGAAGGCCUGUGUGGUCUGCCCGGCGUCAUUGGUCGCCCAGUGGCCCAACGAGGACGCCAAGUUCUUCGGGCGGGUUUCGUCGAACGUCGUCUGGAUCCCUUGUCUAGAGAAGGCGGGCGGGAGUGCGGACGGCACGGUAGAGACGGCCAAGGCAGCUCUCGAAAGGUGGCGCGCGUUGGAUGGCCGACGGUCCUGUGCCGUGCUAUCCAUUUCGUACGAGGCCUUCGCGCGGCACUGCGAAAGUCUCAUUGAUGCGGACCCUCAAUUGGACCUGCUGAUCAUGGACGAGGGCCACCGGUUAAGGGGUGGUGCCAAAGCUAAAACAGCUUCCUUACUCCGAGACUGUCGGGCUUCCAAGAGGUUACUGUUGACGGGCACGCCGGCGAUGAACAAUUUGGAGGAGUUCCACUCGUUGGUCGACGUUUGUUGUCCUGGCGCUUUAGGUGAUGCGGCGUCCUUCCGGAGGGAUGUCAUGAGGCCUAUUUCUGCUGGGGCGUUGCGCGGCGCGUCUUCUGCACAAAAGAAGGCGAAGGAGGAGGCGACGCAACAACUGAGAAGUGCCGUAUCUGCAUUCUACCUGCGGCGGGCGGCGUCGGACAUUGCUAGAGCUUCCCUCCCACCGAAGACCGUCCAUAUAGUGUGCUGCCGCAUGGUCGACGACCAACGGGAAGCUUAUGAAGAGGCCUGCGAGCUGCGGGACGGCGGCGCUCUCGCCACGAUCCAGAAGCUGCGAGCCUUAGCUACAAGAGGGCCCGCUCGGAACCCGCUGCACGAGCCUUCAAGUGGCAAGUUACGCGUCGCCUUCGCGUUAUUGCAGCACCUCCGCGAGACGGGAUCUGAAAGAGUAGUAAUCGCGUCCGGAAGCACGGCGACGUUGGACGUCAUCCAAGCCUGCUGCGAUGCGCGGCGGUGGGACUGGCUGCGGGUCGACGGAACGACGCCGCCGGCGGAGCGGCCUAGAUUAGUCGAAAGAUUUAAGUCGAGGACCUCGAACGCGUUCGUGUUUUUGCUGUCGACGCGGGCGGGCGGCUGCGGCCUGAACCUGGUCGGCGGCAGUCGCUUGCUCUUGUUGGAUCCGGACUGGAACCCGGCGCACGACGAGCAGGCCAUGGCGCGCGUCUGGCGCGACGGCCAGGCGCGGCCCGUCCACGUGUAUAGGCUGCUCUCCGCCGGUGCUGACGCGGCGUGAUUUCCGAACGUUUCCGACACCGCAUCGACGCCUUCGACGUGGCCGUCAGAGAGCCUACACAUCCUCGACGCUGUCGUUCGACGCAGGCACGAUCGACGAAAAGACGCUCGCGCGCCAGCUCCACAAGCACGACGCCAAUGAUGGUGCCGUAUUAGACGACAACAACUGCGCCGCGCGCUUCUCGGCCCGCGCCCGCGUGGACAUCACAUUUCACGCCAUCGACGCGACGUCGUACGAACACAACUCACUGGUCAAUUCCCACAGGCGGAGGAGCUUGAAAGAUUGUUCGCGUACGAGGACACGGCGUCGGAGCUCUACGCGUCGCAGGCGCGCGGGCGCAAGGCCUGGCCCGCGUACGUCCCUUCUGCGAUCUCCGACGGUGCGCUGAAGGCCGCCGCGGCGUUUGGGGUGACGUACGUCAAGUCCGACACUCAUACUGCAGACGGUCAUCAGGCUUCCUCCGACGACGAAGCGUCGGACUCGGAGGCCGAGGAGCCGUCCCGGAAGUCGGGCUCGACGGCGACGCGGUCCUACCACACUGGAAGAACUCCGAACGAUGAUGAUGAGGAGGAGUUCCAGUUCGACGAGGUCAGCGCUCCGGCGAAGAAGCGGCGCGUCAUCACCGAAGACUCGGACGACGAGUAGGCACAAGGCCUUUCCCCCUUUCCCCUGUUCUAAGCUUCGUACGUAACA